AAGACACUAAAUAGAGCCCAGGCCCAGAGCAAAGGGCUGCUGGUUCUUCUUCUUCUUCAUCUUCUUCUAGCCACAAACUCCUUCACCGCUCUGGCCUGAAAAAAAUGGAAUGUGCUCUCGGGUUCACAAGCACCUCUCCGCUUCCUCUGAGUCCAUCGGCGUUCUCGCCUCAGUUCCCUACAAAGCUCAGAUUAUCGAGAUUUGUGAAGCAUUCAAGCUCGGGAGAGUAUCGUAAUCGUAAUCUGGUGAAAUUCAAGGCUUGUGGGUCGGACGAAAAUCUUUAUCUUAAUGGACUUCCUAUCACUCCCAACAAGAUUUUCAUGGAAGAGGCAAUUGGAGCUGAAUACGGAGAAGGGUUUGAGACUUUCAGACCAGAUGGACCCCUGAAAAUCGAUGUGGAUUUUCUGAAUGAUAGAUUACAAGAGGGUUUUCUUCAACGAAUCCGCUAUGCUAUGAAACCUGAUGAAGCAUAUGGGCUUAUAUUCUCUUGGGACAAUGUGGUGGCAGAUACUCGAACAUUGAAGCUGAAUGCUUGGAAACAACUUGCAUCUGAAGAAGGUAAGGAGAUUCCUGAAGGUAGCACUGUGCAAAGACUUUUGCUUUAUGCUGAUGCUGAGCAUGUUCUGCAUAAGGUUUUGCCAUGGGGGGAGGCAGAAAGAGAACUGGAUAGACUGAAGUUGAGGCUUUCAGAAAUAUAUUAUGACAAUCUUCUAAAACUCUCAGAACCUGUGGAGGGCCUAAAGGAAUGGUUAGAUGCAGUAUCUACCGCUCGCAUUCCUUGCGCCGCUGUUUCAAGUUUUGAUCGAAAAAAUGUGGUUGAAGCCUUAGAGCGAAUGGGACUCAAGAAGUAUUUCCAGGCAAUUGUGACCGAAGAAGACGGUAUGGAGUCCAUUGCUCAUAGAUUUCUCUCCGCUUCGGUGAAGUUGGACCGAAAACCAUCCAAGUGUGUUGUGUUUGAGGAUGACCCAAGAGCCAUUACCGCUGCUCACAACUGUACAAUGAUGGCGAUAGCAUUGAUUGGUGCUCACCCAGCGUAUGAUUUAGAGCAGGCUGACCUCGCAGUUGCUAGCUUUAAUGAGCUGUCUGUAAUCAACCUCCGAAGAUUAUUUUCUCAAAAGGGCUUCACUUUCAUGGAGCUGCAAAAGCAGAUAAUAGAGAAAGCUCCUCGCAGAAGGAAGCUUACCAUUGAUACCAUUUUCUGAUCCAUUUCCUUUCUGUAUACAGUAUACUCCUCCCUCAUUCUAUUAUUUGCAUUGUAAAGUUGUGAUUAAGGAGCUUAGGCAUCUCAUUAAUUUUAGUACUUUCUUUUGUUUCUUUUAUGCCAUUAUUUUUUUUCCCACUUGUGUAUAUGAAAUUUGCUACAGAAAAAUGAAUAAAAAUUACUCUCUCG
Molecule: messenger RNA, 1390 nt
Organism: Ilex paraguariensis (yerba mate)
Lineage: Eukaryota; Viridiplantae; Streptophyta; Magnoliopsida; Aquifoliales; Aquifoliaceae
Source: the annotation of a GenBank genome assembly